AUGCGCUCUUUCGUUGCAAUCACAGCUUUACUGGCCGGUCUCACCCAGGCUGCGCCCAAACACCCAGAUCGCAACAAUUACAACCUCAAUGCCCUUGCACAGGCUCAGGGUAAACAAUGGUUCGGCACAGCUGCUGAUAUCCCCGGCACGGACGAGACGACCGAUGCUGCGUACCUGAAGAUUCUGAAAAAUCAGUUCGGCGAAAUUACUCCGGCUAAUGCGCUCAAGUUCAUGUACACAGAGCAAGAGCAAAACAAGUUCAACUUCACCGAUGGCGACUAUUUCAUGGACCUAGCCGAGCGCUACGACUCCAAAGUCCGCUGCCACAAUCUUGUCUGGAUGAGCCAGGUGUCAGAUUUCGUCACCUCCAAGACCUGGACCGCCGAGGAGCUCACCGCAGUUAUGAAGAACCACAUCUUCAAGACGGUGCAGCACUUCGGCAAGCGCUGCGCCUCGUGGGAUGUCGUUAAUGAAGCCAUCAACGGAGACGGCACCUUCUCGUCCAGCGUCUGGUACGAUAUUAUCGGUGAGGAAUACUUCUACCUCGCUUUCCAGUAUGCGCAGCAGGCCCUGGCUCAGAUCGGUGCAAAUGAUGUACAGCUCUACUACAAUGACUAUGGUAUUGAAAACGCUGGUACCAAGGCAGAUACUGUUCUAAAGCUUGUUAAGAAUUUGCGCAAGCGCGGAAUUCGUAUUGAUGGUGUCGGUCUUGAGUCUCACUUUAUCGUCGGCCAGACGCCUACGCUUGCCGAUCAACUCGCUACUAAGAAGGCUUAUAUCAAGGCUGAUUUGGAUGUUGUUGUCACGGAACUCGACAUUCGCUUCGCGGAGGAGCCGUACUAUACUGCUGCUGUGCAGAAACAACAGGCUGCGGACUACUACCUCACUGUUCAAAGUUGUCUUCAGGCUGGACGUCGCUGUAUUGGUGUUGUUGUUUGGGACUUUUAUGAUAAAUACUCUUGGGUGCCUGAAACCUUUGAAGGUCAGGGAGGUGCCACUCUUUUCAAUGAUACCCUCCAGGCUAAACCGGCGUAUUACGCUGUUGUGGAGGCGCUUCAGGGCAAGAAGUGCACUGUUUGUUAG
Penicillium samsonianum is the source of this 1083-nucleotide messenger RNA. RefSeq names its product Glycoside hydrolase superfamily. The transcript has 2 exons. NCBI's taxonomy places the organism in Eukaryota, Fungi, Ascomycota, Eurotiomycetes, Eurotiales, Aspergillaceae. The coding region runs from base 1 to 1083 and encodes 360 amino acids. Gene Ontology annotation, molecular function: hydrolase activity, hydrolyzing O-glycosyl compounds. Gene Ontology annotation, biological process: carbohydrate metabolic process. The record is from RefSeq and is a predicted model, not a curated record.